This is a messenger RNA of Chelonia mydas (Green sea turtle), 1019 nucleotides long. RefSeq names its product general transcription factor IIH subunit 5 (gene GTF2H5). The record is from RefSeq and is a predicted model, not a curated record. NCBI's taxonomy places the organism in Eukaryota, Metazoa, Chordata, Testudines, Cheloniidae. Gene Ontology annotation, cellular component: transcription factor TFIIH core complex; transcription factor TFIIH holo complex. The transcript is spliced from 3 exons. Bases 219 to 434 code for a protein of 71 amino acids. Gene Ontology annotation, biological process: transcription initiation at RNA polymerase II promoter; nucleotide-excision repair; nucleotide-excision repair, preincision complex assembly.
GGCGGGGCAGGAAGAGAGCAGUGCCCGGCCGCGCCUGCGCACGGCCGCUGUGGCGUCGUCGCCGCUCGAUCUCCUUAGAACCCGCGCGGCUGUCGGGCUCGCAGCCCGUUGCUCCGUCGUCAGGGAAACCGCAGUUUCUCUCUGGUUACAAGCAGAACCCAAAGCAAGAUCUAUUUUCAUUAUCUGCCACAUCUGGGCUUUCUAAGUGUGUUGAGAAGAUGGUGAAUGUCCUGAAGGGUGUUCUUAUAGAAUGUGAUCCAGCCAUGAAGCAAUUCCUGCUGUACUUGGAUGAGUCAAAUGCCCUGGGGAAGAAGUUCAUCAUACAAGACCUGGAUGAAACGCAUGUUUUUGUGUUAGCUGAGUUGGUUAACUUCCUCCAGGAGAGAGUGGGCGAGUUAAUGGACCAGAACUCUUUUCCUAUAACACAAAAGUAAAGAGACUAGAAAGCGAAUUGACUAUUCCGAAAUUGCAAGCAACACACAGGGAAUCAAAAGAGUUUUAUUGUUCAUUCUCUGCAUGACUGAUUAGGGAGUCUUAGAGAGAAGACUAUAAACACUUUUGUUACUAUAACAAAAUGGAUUGUUUCCAUAGACUAAAUACUUUUGAAUUGGCUUUUUGCCAUUUUGAGAGAGACUUGAAAGACAGGUUACCUUUCAGAGUUUGCUAGUCUGAAGGAUUUUCUGAUUCCUAGGGGUUUGUUUGUUUUUUAAAUACCAUGUGUUCCUUUAGCCUCUUCCAUUUCUUGUCAAAUUACAUUAUCUUAAAACAGGGGGUAAUGGUUUCUUAUUUAUCAGCAUUUCCUUAGAAUAUUGUGUGGGUUUCACAUUCCUGCAGUUGAGAUUAGAGCAGAUUAUAGUAUGAUUGACUCUGAUUAAACCAUCUGUAUUAAAAUGUUACUUUGUGUGACUGAUAACACCCUAAGUAAGUUGAGUGCGUGAUGAUAUGGAGUACUUAGCUUUUUUUUUUUAAAUAUUUGAUGUACCAAAAUAAAUAAAAUGUUUUCCCCUCAGUUUCUUAAA